AUAGGCCUAUCUUUUAACUUGUUCAUGUUUUACAUAAUUGAUUGGUUUGAAAAUAUUUCUGUUGUAUUGUGUUGUUCUGUGUCGCUCAUCUACCGUGGUACUGCCUGUUGCUUAUGGGGUAAAUGGAAAACAAUUCUUAUCCACUAUAUUUUAAUCUGACAAUGUUUGUGAACAUAGGAAAGUUUCGCUACCCAGCAUUUGUCUUGUUUUUACUCUUGUAUACUUUUAUUAUCUCAGCGAAUCUUGUCAUAAUAGUGGUAAUAUCAAGAGAGAAAACCUUACAUGAACCUAUGUAUAUUUUUAUUAUGUGCCUCUCAAUUAACUCUCUGUAUGGCUCUGGUGGAUUUUUCUUCAGAUUUCUAAGAGAUCUUCUGUCUGACUCUAACUUGAUUGCACGUUCGGCUUGUUUCACUCAGAUCUAUAUCAUAUACACCUAUGCAUCCUAUGAGCUUACCAUUUUAGGCAUAAUGGCAUAUGAUCGCUUUGUUGCUAUAUGCCAGCCUUUGCAUUACCACAGCAAACUAACUUCAAGGGUGAUCUCCAAGUUGCUCGCUUUUGCAUGGAUCUAUCCAGCCUUUUCAGUUGCAGCCUGUGUUUAUUUGGCUUCCAGACUUCCAGUGUGUGGCAAUAAGAUACCUAAGGUAUUCUGUGCCAACUGGCCUGUUGUAAAAUUGUCGUGCGUCCCUACAGUGAUCAAUAAUAUUAUUGGCAUGUUUGUGAGUAUAACCACAGUGUUUCUGCCACUUGCUUUUGUCUUGUAUACAUAUAUGCGAAUUUUCCUUGUUUGUAGGAAGCGCUCUUCAGUGUUCAAGAGCAAAGUCAUACAGAGCUGCCUGCCACACAUUGUUACUUUUAUCAAUUAUUCAAUUACUGUGUUUUGUGAUGUUGCCCUCAGCAGAAUUGACCUUGAAGAGCUGAAUCCAUUUCUGAGCAUCAUUCUGUCACUGGAGUUUGUUGUGAUUCCCCCCAUUUUGAAUCCUCUCAUGUAUGGUUUAAAGUUACCAGAAAUUAGAAAGUGUAUCCUAAGAAAGUUAGUAUGCCUAAUUAGAUACAUGUCACAUGACAAAGAAAAUAGUGUAAAAUAA
Molecule: messenger RNA, 1085 nt
Organism: Oreochromis niloticus (Nile tilapia)
Lineage: Eukaryota; Metazoa; Chordata; Actinopteri; Cichliformes; Cichlidae
Product: olfactory receptor 10A3-like
Exons: 1
Coding region: 123-1085 (320 amino acids)
Biological process (GO): detection of chemical stimulus involved in sensory perception of smell; G protein-coupled receptor signaling pathway
Cellular component (GO): membrane
Molecular function (GO): G protein-coupled receptor activity; odorant binding; olfactory receptor activity
Source: RefSeq, a predicted model, not a curated record